Molecule: messenger RNA, 1510 nt
Organism: Papaver somniferum (opium poppy)
Lineage: Eukaryota; Viridiplantae; Streptophyta; Magnoliopsida; Ranunculales; Papaveraceae
Product: hexokinase-2, chloroplastic-like
Exons: 9
Coding region: 57-1433 (458 amino acids)
Biological process (GO): intracellular glucose homeostasis; glycolytic process; glucose 6-phosphate metabolic process
Cellular component (GO): cytosol; mitochondrion
Molecular function (GO): glucokinase activity; fructokinase activity; mannokinase activity
Source: RefSeq, a predicted model, not a curated record
UGCAAAAUAACUAAUUAGUGUAUUUUCAGGUCCUGAAACGAGGUCAACGGCAGAGGAUGUCCGGUGGUAGUUCAAGUACUAUUUCUGAGAAAUCGAUCCUAGAAAACCUGCAGAUAGAUUGUGCUACUCCUCUUAAUGUACUCAGAAACAUUGCGGAUUCAAUGAUCACCCAAAUGAAAGAUGGACUUGAUCAUGGUGGAAGUGAUCUUCAGAUGCUUCUCAGUUAUGUUAAUAGCUUGCCUACUGGGCAGGAGAAAGGGUUGUUUUAUGCUUUAGAUCUUGGUGGGACGAAUUUUCGUGUGUUAAGGGUACAGUUAGAUGGGGAAGGUAAAGUCGUCCUUGAAAAAAAAUCCUGGGAGAUACCUGAAGAUCGGAGAACUGGUACUAAAGAGGGGUUAUUUGGUUUUAUUGCCUCUGGUCUAGCGGAAUUCAUACUAGAAGAAUAUGAGAAAUACAACAUUCCACCAGAUACGAAAAGGAUGAUAGGUUUUACAUUUUCAUUCCCUAUUAACCAGACGGCUAUGAAUGAAGGGACAUUAAUCGAAUGGACAAAAGGGUUCAAUAUCUCAGAUACAAUAGGAAAAGAUGUAGUCGCCUGUUUGAAAGAAGCUUUGGUAGAAGAAAAACUUGAUAUGUUUUCAGUAACUGCUCUGGUUAAUGAUUCUGUGGGAGCCCUCGCAGGAGCAAGAUACAACGACGAAGAUGUGAAAGUUGCUAUCAUUUUGGGCACUGGAACAAAUGCGUGUUACAUUGAACGUAUGGAUGCUAUUCCAAAAAUAAAAAGGCAGGGGGAUCAAAUUCCUCUUACUGGAAAUACGAUCAUUAAUACAGAGUGGGGAGCAUUUGCUGAUCAAGGAGGUCUUCCUUUAACAGAAUUUGAUCAACAGUUGGAUACUGAUAGUGACGUGGUUAAACAAAGAGUAUUUGAGAGGAUGAUAUCUGGUAAGUACUUAGGCGUACUUGUGAGCAAAAUUCUGCUCCAGAUGGCUGAAUCAGAAAAUUUGUUCGGUAACAACUACGCGGCUCCUGUUGUUCUAAGUACAAAGGAUUUAAAUGAUAUGCAAAGUGACGUUUCAGGCAAACUCGAAACUGUUGGAUUAAUAUUAAACCAGAGACUCAAAGUAGAGACCUCCUUGGACGUGAGAAGAACUGUUGUAAAUGUGAUUGAUACUAUUGUCAAAAGAGCAGCACGAUUAGCUGGUGCAGGCAUCGUUGCCAUUCUUCAGAAAAUGGAACAAGAUACUCCCGGACUUAUUCAUGGAAAGAGGACCGUGGUGGCUAUUGAUGGAAGUUUGUAUCAGAAAUAUGAACAGUACCAACUAUAUCUCAAAGAAGUAGUUACCGAGCUGCUGGGUUCCUACGUGGUUAUAAUACAAGUCCCGGAUGCUUCCGGAAUUGGAGCUGCUUUAUUAGCUAAUUUAUUUGUCUUUUAGUCUAAUUCAAACACUAUUUAUGAUAAACUUGAUCACAAUUUAAUUAAUUUUAUUUUAUAAAUAAUCAAGUGAUUUGG